This is a messenger RNA of Corythoichthys intestinalis (scribbled pipefish), 2125 nucleotides long. RefSeq names its product hydroxyacyl-CoA dehydrogenase (gene hadh). The transcript has 8 exons. The record is from RefSeq and is a predicted model, not a curated record. NCBI's taxonomy places the organism in Eukaryota, Metazoa, Chordata, Actinopteri, Syngnathiformes, Syngnathidae. Gene Ontology annotation, molecular function: (3S)-3-hydroxyacyl-CoA dehydrogenase (NAD+) activity; NAD+ binding. Gene Ontology annotation, cellular component: mitochondrion. Gene Ontology annotation, biological process: fatty acid beta-oxidation. The coding region runs from base 75 to 1004 and encodes 309 amino acids.
CACGAACGCGUCUUGGUGUCACGUGACCACAUGACCGUCCCGUUAGCUUGCUAGCCAGCCAGCUACUCGUCGUCAUGGCAUUCUUCAGCCACCAGUUGUGCAGAACUUUUUCCUCGUCGGCUCUCAGGAGAGUAGCUAUUAAGCAUGUGGUCGUCGUCGGCGGGGGACAAAUGGGUGCGGGAAUCGCUCAGGUUGCCGCGUCAACUGGCCACCAGGUAACACUGGUAGACACUUCGGACGCCAUAUUAACAAAGGCAGUCAAGGGAAUGGAGACAAGUUUGAAGAGAGUGGUCAAGAAAAAGUUUGCAGACAACCCUGAGGCGGGUGAAGCGUUCAUUGAGAAAGUCCUGCGCAACGUGUCCACUGCUACUGAUGUCGCCGCCGCCGUUCAGAGCACUGACCUCGUGCUGGAGGCUAUCGUGGAAAACUUGAAAGUUAAACAAGAUCUCUUUAGUGGGAUUGACAAGGUGGCGCCAGCACACACCAUCUUUGCCAGCAACACUUCCUCGCUGCCCAUCGGCGACAUCGCAAGUGCCACCUCCAGACUGGACCGCUUUGGCGGUUUGCACUUUUUUAACCCGGUGCCAAUGAUGAAACUCGUAGAGGUCAUCGGAACAUCUGCCACAAGCCAGGACACGUUUGAUUCAUUGGUGAACUUCAGCAAGGCACUGGGGAAAACCACUGUGUCCUGUAAGGACACGCCGGGAUUUAUCGUCAACCGCCUGCUCGUCCCCUACAUGCUGGAGGCUGUGCGUCUGCAUGAGAGAGGUCACGGGUCCAAAGAAGACAUCGACGUUGCAAUGAAGCUCGGCGCUGGUUACCCAAUGGGACCCUUCGAGCUUCUCGACUACGUCGGACUAGACACAGCCAAGUUCAUUUUAGACGGUUGGAGCGCAAUGGAUGCCGACAAUCCUCUUUUCAAGCAGAGUCCUUUGCUCAACAAGCUGGUCGCCGAGGGAAAGUAUGGCAAAAAGACAGGAGAAGGCUUCUACAAGUACAAGUAGCUUCACGUUAGUUGGGAAUAUGACAAAAACCCUGACUGAUGAAGAAUUACUAAUAAUAAUGUGCCUUUUUGCCUGAAUGAUGAAGCGAUAAGAUUCACUUAAACAAUACUUCCAAAAUUUGCAAGCCAUGGAUUAAACAAGAAAAGGGGGAAAAAAAAUUUUUUGUUAAAGACCAAUUGUUAGUCGGUUCUUUUUUUUUUCUUCUUUUUUUUAAAUGGCAUUUGGAAAAAUAAAGACCUCACAUGCAGAAAAAAUGCUUAAAUUUCUCCCGUUCAAAUAUAGACAGUACAAAUAUGCAUGUCAUGUGUACAUUUGACAGUGAUCUGUCAUAUGGUACAAGCGACAAUUUUGGACUCCUAAAUGUGUAGCGUAAGGGCAUAAUAUACUCCUGUAUUUUAUUGGUUGUCUUGUGGACGAACAGCUUUUCUGGAGGUGGCUCUAAAGUUUCAAGGGGAAUUAUUUAUGAGCUAUUUAUAAUUAAAUCAACUAAAAUGAUUAACAGUGUUAAUCUUGAGCCAAUUUGUUCAAGAAAGGGUUUAUUUCUCAAAGCUUCAUGUGCGCAUGCUACCACCUACUGACUUGACAAAAUUAUUUGUGUAGCUCAAUUCAGCACAAGGCAAUUGAAAGUGUUUUACAUCACAUGAAGAUCCACAGACAGACAGGUGAGUAGUAACGCGUUACAUUUACUCAGUUCAUUUACUGGAGUAACUUUUGGAGAAAAAUGUGCUCCUUAGAGUAGUUUUGCCACGCAAUACUUUUUACUUGAGUAGAUUUGUGAUGAAGAAACACUACUCCGCUGCUUUGGCCUACACUACACACUUGCUAUAUUUUUUGCCUUUAUUCUACAUAAUAACUUUAUUUUUGCCAGAGAUGCCGGCAGUGGCUGUCUCAGUUUCACUAAUGAGUCAUUGCAACAAUAACCACAUGACUCCAUUAUACCAGAGGUAAAAAUGCUUGUUCUCCACUAGAGGGCACUCAUGCUCUUUGGACGGGUGCUUUUUCAUAGUGUAAUGGUCUAAAUUGGAUGAUUUUUGCCUGAUUUUUGGCCUAAUAUUGUCGUGUAAUAGGUUACUGUACGGUAUAAUGAUAACAGUUCAUAUGGAUGAAGCGAUGUGCGUAGG